This is a messenger RNA of Cladophialophora bantiana CBS 173.52, 282 nucleotides long. RefSeq lists its product as uncharacterized. The transcript has 3 exons. Lineage: Eukaryota; Fungi; Ascomycota; Eurotiomycetes; Chaetothyriales; Herpotrichiellaceae. The record is from RefSeq and is a predicted model, not a curated record. Bases 1 to 282 code for a protein of 93 amino acids.
AUGGCGGAUGGCUUUGAGAUCGUCUCGCACCUUUCUUACCUAAAGCAGCUCAUUCAUAGAUAUAAUGCCUAUAAGAUUCGUACUCGUCGAAUCCAUUUGGUGUGGCAGUUAGAGACCAAAGUAGAUUUAGGAUAUAUCGCCGUAGACUUGUUGAAUGAUGCGCUCGUCGGUGACACACUUAGUGUCGAUAACGGUACUAACGAUAUAAGCGACGAAAAGUCGGCUAAGGGGAAGUAUUUCGGUCUACAUCCGCUGGGCAAGCUAGGAUCGAGUGCCAUUUGA